Molecule: messenger RNA, 1437 nt
Organism: Spea bombifrons (plains spadefoot toad)
Lineage: Eukaryota; Metazoa; Chordata; Amphibia; Anura; Pelobatidae
Product: endoplasmic reticulum membrane adapter protein XK-like
Exons: 3
Coding region: 1-1242 (413 amino acids)
Cellular component (GO): membrane
Source: RefSeq, a predicted model, not a curated record
AUGAAAUUCCCUCGCUCAAUUUUGAUUUCUCUGUUUCUAUAUGUAGCAGAGACAAUCUUAGGCCUGUACUUGAGCAGCACAUACAGCACUGCAGUGCACAGAAUUUGGUUGUACUUGACCCUCCUAUUCUGUCUUCUGCCCUGCCUUCUGGUACAGAUCUGUUUUGUCUGCUUCCACAUGGAAUUCUUUGAUGACAGAUCCCUGGAACAUCUGUUUCAUCUCCUGCAGCUGGGACCUCUGUUCAGGUGUGUGCAAGUUCUCCGCCUUUACUUCAUUGAUGGAAAAUCAGAGGAUCCAUACGACACCCUCAUUAAGAGGAAGCAGCUGUCUGAAGAUGGCGGUUGGGUUGAGGUGGAACAGGAGGUUGGUCGCGUUGAUAUGCUGCUGUCCAAACACAGUUCUGCUUUCCGCUGGGCCUCCUUCAUCCAAGCUUUCUUUGGGUCAGCACCUCAACUGAUACUACAGCUGUAUAUUUCCAUCUCACAACAGCAUAUAAGCCUAUGCAGAUGCAUGCUUAUGAGUAUCUCUCUGCUGUCCGUUACGUAUGGAGCGUUACAGUGCAACAUCCUGGCCAUUCGAAUUAAUUACGAGGACUAUGAUUUCACCUUUCGACCAGCUGCCUACCUCUGCUUAUUGAUUUGGAGAUUCCUUGAGAUUUCCUGCAGAGUCGUCGUGCUUGGCCUCUUCAGCUCAGUUUUCAAAACAUGGACCCUGUGUGUGGUGGCCUUAAAUCUGUUGGCUUUUAUGCUCUACUCAUGGAUCAGUUUUUGGAAGAAUAAGUCAUCGGGAAACAAGAAUGGUUUGAGCAAGUGUAGGACUGCUACUGAGCGUGCUGUACUGAACAUCCUGUACUCUGUGACGAGCAUUUUCUGCUGGUGUCCGAUUCAGGUCGAGCUCAGUGAGCCCGACCUGAUUACCAAAUCAAACAAUUGGUGUCGCAUCACCAUGUAUUAUAUGCUCAGACAUAUUGAAAACGCCGUCCUGAUUUUCCUAUGGUACAUCUAUCAAACAGAUGUUUACUCGCUCAUAGGUAGCACUUUUUUGGUCGCACUGCUCCUGGUGGGUUAUACCACAUCGAUGCUCUUCAUGCUGAUUUUUUAUCAGUUCUUGCACCCCUGCAGGACACUUUUCACUUCUAGUUUUGUAGGUGGCUUGAUGUCAGGCUUAAAGAGUCUUUGUUGUAUGUGCAAACCUUCAAGAGCCCCAACAAAUGAACAUGGCUCCGAGGUCUGUGAGCCUUAGAACUGACAAGAUGAGAUUUACAUCAAUGCAAAGGAGUUGAUCUGUGUUCAUUGGGAAGCUACUCUACUACAGACUCUCGAAGCAGAAGCCGACAAAAUGGACAGAAUGCAGAGAGCGUUAGGGGAUAUAUAAGGACACAAGAAAACUAAUAUACCACAUCUGUGUCUUCCCUAAAUAAAGUGUUCUGAAUGGCAA